CUGGCCGCGGGGGCGGCGCGCUCGGUCCACGCGUCCGGGGCCCCGCGGGGCCGGGCCGGGAGUCGGUAUGAAUCGCUGCUGGGCGCUCUUCCUGUCUCUCUGCUGUUACCUGCGUCUGGUCAGCGCCGAGGGAGACCCCAUUCCCGAGGAGCUCUACGAGAUGCUGAGUGACCACUCGAUCCGCUCCUUUGAUGACCUCCAGCGUCUGCUGCACGGAGACUCUGGAGAUGAAGACGGGGCUGAGUUGGACCUGAAUUUGACCCGGUCCCAUCCCGGAGGCGAGCCCGAGAGCUUAUCCCGUGGGAGGAGAAGCCUGGGUAGGACUGAGAACCCCCUGGCCGUCGCCGAGCCAGCCAUGAUCGCCGAGUGCAAGACACGCACUGAGGUGUUUGAGAUCUCCCGACGCCUCAUAGACCGCACCAAUGCCAACUUCCUGGUGUGGCCGCCCUGCGUGGAGGUGCAGCGCUGCUCUGGCUGCUGCAACAACCGCAAUGUGCAGUGCCGCCCCGCCCAGGUGCAGCUGCGGCAUGUCCAGGUGAGAAAGAUCGAGAUUGUGCGGAAGAAGCCGACCUUUAAGAAGGCCACGGUGACCCUGGAGGACCACCUAUCAUGCAAGUGUGAGACAGUGGUGGCAGCCAGGCCUGUGACCCGGAGCCCAGGGAGUUCCCAGGAGCAGCGAGCCAGGACACCCCAAACUCGGGUGACCAUCCGGACGGUUCGAGUCCGCCGACCCCCCAAGGGGAAGCACCGGAAAUUCAAGCACACGCAUGACAAGGAGACACUGAAGGAGACCCUUGGAGCCUAGGGCCAUCUGCAGGAGAGCGUGGGCAGGGUUAUUUAAUAUGGUAUUUGCUGUAUCGCCCCCAUGGGGUCCUUGGAGUGAUAAUAUUGUUCCCCUCGUCCGUCUGUCUCGAUGCCUGAUUCGGACGGCCAAUGGUGCUUCCCCCACCCCUCUAUGCCAUCUGUCCACCCUCUGCCAGUGCGUCUUCUCCGAGCGGCCUCCGGAGUCUUGCCCAGCAGCUCGAGAAGGACACGAAUGACUUGAGCUCCGUCCCUGUCUUCCUCUUGGCUCUCGAGGAUCUGGGAUAAGAAUGCAAGAGAGACUGCUGAGGCCACUGUUCAGGGAAAGGGGCUUCUCCCCACAUCCAGCCUGACCACCCUGAGCGCUGUGGACUGGCUGAGGAGCCCUGCACACGGCCCGAGGACCUCUCAGCGUGGCCUGCCUGGUCCCUGAACCUCUGGCCAGCUCUCAGGGAGACAUACCCAGGCAGACUGGAGUACUUCCUGUGGCUUAGGCCAUGUGGGGGAGCACAGACUGGAGAAAACCCCUUCCGCGAUGUCCAUGCCCAGCCACCCCCUCUCCCUGGUUACUCCACUCGCAAUGGCUUCUUUUCAUUUUCAACGUAUGAAAUCUUUGAAGACGUGGACUCCUCAAGGCGGGUGAGGCCGGAGCAGCAGGCAGCCGAGUGCCCUCACGGGCGGGUUAGAGAUGAAGCUCUCACUCUCAGGGUGGAUGUAGAUGGUGACCUGGGCACCCCCUGUCUCCUCUUGGCCUCUCUUCCUUCACUUCUUCCUGUGUCAUCUCUCUACCUCCACCCAGUACCUUCCUCUAGUUCUGGCCAUUCAGUUCACUCCACCAAGGCACUUUUGGACCCCUUAUGCAGCCCCAGAAGACCCCAGUCACUGCUCUGUAGGGCAGAAGACCAGGGGCCAGGACAGCCACCCAUCAUAUUCCAGCCCAGCCAAGACUUCCAUGGAUGGUUGUGCAGGGUGUGCACUGCACAAGGGCUCCACAUGCAGGGGACCCUGUUCACAACAGAGACACGGUGAUUCGUCUAUUUAUUAUGAUGGCUUUCUGGCAGAUGGAAGUAAGGUGUCUUGAGGAAGGGGACCCUUUUUUUUAACUCUCAUAAAGACUCCCUGUGGAAUGGUUGGGUCCCUGCCCCAGCUGUGGCUUGGAGUGGUCCCACAGGAGUGAGCCCGUGGUGGGGGGUGGGGGAGGCAGUACUGUUGUCUGUCUGCCCUCCAUUUCCCAGAGUCCUCAGCUCCAGCAGCCCACCUUCCAGGCAGGGGUGAGAAACCCAAGAGAAGACCCCCAAGGGAGGGGGCAGGCCCUUGCCCCACAGCCUGCACACCUCCUAUCUUAGACACUUUCCAGGCUCACCUCUGGUGGCUUCUCCCAGAGCACCAGCUCAUGGGCUGGGAGGGGGAGGAAAGGGAAAGGGUCCCUGGGGCUCUCUGUCGGGGGGGGGGGGUCUGAGCUCCUGCCUCCUUUCGCACCUUCCGCUGCACUUUCUCCCUUCCCCCUCUCCAAAAUCUGCUUCCAUCAGUUUGUAAAGUCGGUGAUUAUAUUUUUGGGGGCUUUCCUUUUAUUUUUUAAAUGUAAAAUUUAUUUAUAUUCCGUAUUUAAAGUUGUAAAAAAAAGAUAACCACAAAACAAAACCAAACGAAUCCGCCGGAGGUCUGUCUGUUGGCAUCGCGCAUGGCAAUUAACCUUUCCACAUUGGCAGGAUUUGCCAACAGCUUGCUACGUGUUCCUCGCGCUCCGGGAGGCUCCGGCGGCGCGAUCACACACACCCCUGCACCCACACUCUCACACAUAUACGUGUGCACACAUGCACACAGACCCGCAGCUCUGGCUGCUCUGAGGGGGGAAGAGCCAUACGGCAGCUCCUAAGGCACAGACCCUGUGUCCGAGCCCUGUGUCCAUCCCUGGAGGUGACAAGAGGUAGAGUUCUCCAGCCUGAGGGUCUCCAUAGGGAAGUGGACCUCCAGCAUUGUGGGGUGGGACAGGCUGGGGGAGAGGCACGGAGUAUGGGGAAGGUGGGAUGAGGUCCCAGAGGGGCUGUGGGCUUUAGAAGGAAGCACAGCAGGAAGUUGGAGUGCCAGGUCUGGUCUUGGCACAGCCCAUAGCCAGCUGUGUGACUUUGAGCAAGUAACCUCCCCUCUCUUCUAGAAACUCCUCCAAAACAUGAUAGGAUGCCCAGGAGGCUUCUGGACUCCAAGGUUCAGCCCUGGGGAUUUGUGCUCUCCCUCACUCAUGAAGACUUGGGGACCAUUCCAUAGAAAAGAUGUUAAAUGUGCCUGGGUCCCACCUGCAGAUGGACUGGGACCGAUGGUGGAAGCCCAGGAGGUGGAGGACCUGAUUUAUCCCAAGGAUGAUGUUCUAAAACAAACCAUUUUGCCACUGGAGGUAGCGACCUCCCUGUCACUGGAAGUGUGUAAGGGGAGGCUGGGUGAAAACUUGACUGAAGUUAGGCUAAAUGACAUUUGGGUUACCCACUGAUUGAUAUUGAUUCAGUCAUUCAAUUACUCACCUUCUUGGGCCCCUGAUAAGGGUGUGGGGGAAACUGUUAUCAUCAAGUCAAUUCUGACUCAUAGUGACCCUAGAGGAGAGAGUAGAACUGCCCCGUAGGGAUUCCAAGGCUGCAGUCUUUAUGGAAGCAGACUGCCACAUCUUUCUCCCAUGGAGUGCUGGUGGGUUUGAACCACCGACCUUUCAGUUAGCAGCCAAGUGCUUAACCACUGCAACACCAGGGCUCUUUUCUCGCGUCCCUACCAUGUGUCUUUCCCUGCCGGCAUAUUUCACAAGAAUUCGAUUUAAAUUCAUUCUGAAAUUUCUAGCCCUACACUGGAGGAAGCAGAGUUCACCCAUGGUGGUGGUGGUAAGGGAGUGCAGAUCAAAAGAACUUACUGGAAAUUCCUGUCCCUGCCUGCCUGCCUAACUGUUUGGCAAGACCCUCCCCUUUUCCCCGAAUGCCUAGUGCCCAGUUCCCACGGUGCCAGGGAAGACUGGCUGGGAGCAGCAGGGGGACAUCUCCACUAGGAGAUGAAAACUAGAGGGUGGCCGAGGGCCCAGUAUAUGCAGCAACUCUGCAGCUACCAAUAGCUGGGCUGAUUCACAGACGGCUGCACAGACUUCCCAGGGGAAACAGAGGCAAAGCUGCCAACAUUCCCCCCUUCCCUGGGUACCAUCCUAGGCAGCCACAGUAUUGAGUCUGUUGGCCUUCCAGGGAUCUGAUAGACCCUCUCUGGGUCUUAGAAUCACCAGGCCAAAAUGGCAUUCUCCAAGAAACUCCUCUUCUGAGGAGAAGGCACCCCCCUUCUUUAUCCCUUUCUCCACUGUGUAAUAGAGAAAUGAUGUCUGGCACUCAGGCAGCUAUUGUGAACCAAGAAGUGAAAGCCAAAUACUGAGGUCAAUGGAGCAAAAUGUCCCGGACGGUGUGGAGCUGCUAUACCAGCCCUGGACUCCCUAGCUCAGGAAUUUUUUUUUUUAAAGUAAUUUAUUUAUUUUUGUUGGGGGUAUAUACAGCAAGAAAUAUACCGAUUCAAGUUUCUACAUGUACAAUCAGUGACAUUGUUUACAUUCUUGAAGUUGUGCAACCAUUCUCACCCUCCUUUUCUGAGUUGUUCCUCCCCCAUUAACAUAAACUCACUGUCCUCUAAGGUUCCUAUCUAUCCUUUCGAGUUGCUGUUGUCAAUGUGAUCCCGUGUAGAUAGACCUGAAAAGGGCAUAAUGCUCAAGGCAGACAUUCUUUAUUACUUAAGCUAUUGUUUUGUUUUAGGAAGACAUCAGGGGACGUUUUUGGUUCAAGGUUGAAAGAUUAUCUUAGGGCAAAGAGUUUCAGGGGUUCAUCCAGUCUCCAUGGCUCCAGAAAAUCUGAAUUCCAGGAGAAUUUGAAAUUCUGUUCUACAUUUUUUGGUUUUUGCUCAGAAUUCUUCUAUAGAAUCUUUGAUCAAAAUUUUGGUAAUAGUAGCUGGGCACCAUCCAGUUCUUCUGGUCUCAUGGCAAAGGAGACAGUUGUUCAUGGAGGCAAUUAGCCACACAUUCCAUUUCCUCCUUCUCUUCCUGACUUUCUUCUUCCUCUGUUGCUCCAGGCAAAUAGAGACCAAUUGCUGUGUCUCGGAUGUCCUCUUGCAGUAAGUAGCUCAGAAUUUUUUUUGUGUAAGAAAGAAAGAAAUUUCUUUCGUUCGAGUUACUCUUGUUUUGCAUUUUUGAUCACGGGCAACUGAACCAAAUCCUAAUAGACAGCCCUGGUCACUUUGGGGCCGUUUAUGCUUCCGUAACCCUUGGGUGUUCAGCCUCUCCUUAUGAACUCUUCCCUGCUGUCCAGUGUCUGGCUCACAUCUCAUCUGUCUGAGGAGGCUUCUCUGACUGUCCCCAUCCUCAGCCUUCUAGUCCUCCAACCUCCACAAGAACGCGUAACUCUCUGUAGCCCUCUUUAUAAGCUCAGCAUUUGCAGCCUCCGUAAAAUAACAAAACAAUGAAUAUUUAGAGCUUAUAAAGCAAAAUAUCCAUGGGCUGUUAAUACAAGACUGCUUUAAGGACAAGAGGAGACAAUGAACAGCAAAAAUGAUGGCAAAGGAGCUAAGUGAGGGUGAGGACCUGCCUGAGAUCUCGCAGCUGUUGUGUUCCUGGCGCCCAACUGCAUUUCUCCACUGCUGAUGCCAUGUCUGGUGCAUUUCUACUAUUUUACAGUGUCGGGUCAGGAACCUCAGAACCCCAAUGCCUUGUCUGUACAUAGACCUGGGUUAUAGUCCCAAUUUAGCAGGGAGUGACUGUGUGAUCUAGAAGUUAUUCUCCUUCCAGAUCUCUACCAGACUUGCCUCUGUGCUUUCUGUAGGCCUCCAUUCAAGUGUUGACUCACCAGCAAAUCCUGCUUGGUCCAGCCUUUCCAAAAGAGUAGACUCUUGCCCCUAAGCCCCCCCCCCCCUUUUUUUUACCUGUUCCAUUUAUCUGCAUAACACUAUUCCCAUCUGGCUCACUAAAUAUGUCUCUUGUCUUCCUCCUCCCGAUGGAAGCUCCAUGUGGAGUUGUUUCAUUCACUAUUGUCCCCAGAGCCUAGAACAAUGCCUGGU
Molecule: messenger RNA, 5859 nt
Organism: Loxodonta africana (African savanna elephant)
Lineage: Eukaryota; Metazoa; Chordata; Mammalia; Proboscidea; Elephantidae
Gene: PDGFB
Product: platelet derived growth factor subunit B
Exons: 7
Coding region: 68-805 (245 amino acids)
Biological process (GO): positive regulation of phosphatidylinositol 3-kinase/protein kinase B signal transduction; positive regulation of cell migration; positive regulation of MAP kinase activity
Cellular component (GO): membrane
Molecular function (GO): platelet-derived growth factor receptor binding; growth factor activity
Source: RefSeq, a predicted model, not a curated record